UGCAAAGUCAUGGUGCUCUGAUGCUCUUGUUCACAGUUACGGACUUAAAAAAAAAACGGCUCAUGUCAACGUAAAGGUUUCUGGGCGUGAUUUUUUCCAACUCCAUCUGAAGACCCGGAACCGAAGAUGAACUGGGCAUCAUUUUAUGCUGUUAUCAGUGGUGUAAACAGACACUCUACAGGAAUUGGUCGCAUCUGGCUCUCUGUGCUAUUCAUUUUCCGCAUCCUGGUGCUGGUGGUUGCAGCAGAGAGCGUGUGGGGCGAUGAAAAGUCGGGCUUCACCUGCAACACCCAGCAGCCUGGCUGCAACAGCGUCUGUUACGACCACUUCUUCCCAAUCUCCCACAUCCGCCUGUGGGCUCUGCAGCUCAUCCUGGUCUCCACUCCAGCCCUGCUGGUGGCAAUGCAUGUGGCCCACCGCCGCCACGUCGACAAGAAGCUCUACAAACUGAGUGGCCGGGCCAGCCCCAAAGACCUGGAGCAGAUCAAGACCCAAAAGAUGAAAAUUACAGGUGCUCUGUGGUGGACAUACGUCAUCAGCCUGUUCUUCCGCAUCGUCUUUGAAGUCACCUUUAUGUAUGUGUUUUACAUGAUCUACCCAGGAUACAAGAUGAUUCGGCUGGUGAAGUGUGACUCAUACCCCUGCCCCAACACAGUGGACUGCUUUGUGUCAAGACCCACAGAGAAGACGGUCUUCACCGUCUUCAUGCUGGCUGUGUCAGGGGUUUGCAUUCUGCUCAACGUUGCAGAGGUGGUCUUCCUAGUGGGGAAGGCCUGCAGUAAGCAUUUGCACAAUGCUGGAGACUCAACCAUGGGGGCUUGGAUCGCACAAAAGCUCUGCUCUUACUAACAAAGACAUGGAUUUCAUUCUGGCACAAAGGGACAUUGAAGUGCCAGCUAUGAGAGUAAUGGCCAUAGAUCCAGGUAACAUCCAUUAAUUCAGCUUGAGGGGAGUUUUAACUUUGGGAUGAAGUAGCUUUCCGUUGUAGGUUGUACAAUAAAUCCAGUAAAAUUGGACAUAAUUAAUCCCAGCUCGUCAUCUCCACUCAGUGAAAAGCCCAUUCACUGGCAAUGGAUGGGAGGAAAUGAAACAUUAAAUGAUGAAUUUCUUCAAACACUGGUGAACUGGUUCAAAAGACCCACCCAUUUUUAUUUAUUUAUUUAUUUUUAUUUUCCUCUAAGCUACUCUACACAUUUCCAAGCGUGCAAAAAACUAAAACUCUACGAACUGCUUGUACCAAACUUCAGGUGAAACCUAAAAAAAAUCUUUUAGGAAAUAUGCAUCAAUUAGUUAUAUGCUAUGCCAUUGUUUGGAUAUUGAAAACCCAAACACUGUACUGUACGUUGUACUGAAAUAGUAUUAUUUCUUGAUUUUUGGCAAAAUAAUGAAUUAGUAACUUUUCUGAUGCAAUAUUUUGGCCUACCAUAAAUUUGUCUUGCAGAAUACCAUCAACUUAUACUGGUUAACCUACUGUAUAUUGUAAUGAAGAAAAUAUUUUCAUUAUCAAGACAUGAGAAACAGGUAUCCAACUGGAAAAUGUGAUUUUUGGUUAUUAUCAUAUACUAUUUGUUAUUCAUGGAUUACACGAGGCCAAGAUAAAAGUGAAAAUAUGUUACAUUAAAGUCUGUCAUGCUUACAUGUUAUUUUAAAUACAGUGCGCAAUAAUAUUUCUAGCAAUUUGUCUUAUUAUUUACAUUAUAUGUUAUAUUAAAUGCCUUGCAUUUGCCUGAAUUGCAACACAUUUAAUCUAACAGACUGGAAUCCUAUCUGUAUUCACGGCCUCUCUUCCAAUGUUUUUACUGAGAUGUAACUCUGCCACACAAAUCAUCGAUCAGUUUUCAUACAGAUCCUUGACUUUUCUUAAGGCUCAGCCCUUCAUUUACAUGUAAACAGAGUAAUUGUUGGCAGCAGAAAAAUAAAAUUUGAAUUGCGCUCAGUUUUUUUUUGUUUUCAAAUUUACUAACAGAACUCUCAGUACUGUUAGUAUGAUCGCUAAACAUGUUAUAAAUUCAUUUUGA
Molecule: messenger RNA, 2018 nt
Organism: Myripristis murdjan (pinecone soldierfish)
Lineage: Eukaryota; Metazoa; Chordata; Actinopteri; Holocentriformes; Holocentridae
Gene: gjb1a
Product: gap junction protein beta 1a
Exons: 2
Coding region: 127-849 (240 amino acids)
Biological process (GO): cell-cell signaling
Cellular component (GO): connexin complex
Molecular function (GO): gap junction channel activity
Source: RefSeq, a predicted model, not a curated record